AAUCCGAACUGGGCUUGGGCUGGCUUACACAGCACACAUUGUACGCAGGGCCGAACCGAAGACCCUCCCAACACACACAACACACAACCCCCCCCCUGGUAUGCCUUAGCUAUUUUUCCUAUUUUCGGCUCCUUUGCACUUCCUUCUUGCUUUGCGCAACCUUUCAACCCUUUCUUGUUCUGGUCUGCAUUCUUGGCUCCACACCGAGUCGGCUUUUCUCAUCCUUCCCAAUUCCUUCCAGCCCUAUCUCACCUUUCUCGUCGAGGGUCGAGAGUCCGGUGAGAAUUCGAAGAGGAGUCUCAACCAAACGCGCGCCGUCUUGAAGUUUGUUCGUUUGUUCGUUCUUGGUUCGUCUUGGGCCAACAAAAACAACGUCUCCGGGUUGACCGCCCACGAUGGAGGUCAUCACUCAACUCCAAGGACCUGAAUACUCCCACCUCACCCCCUUAUUCAUCGUCCAUGCCAUAUCCGGCCUCGCCAUUCCCUACCUCUACCUCCACUCCCUAAGCGACGAUGACGAGAGGCCCGUGUACGGCAUCUCCAGCCCGAUGCACUGCGCCGAUGUCGACGACUUUGUCUUUCCUUCGACUCUUCGGGGUCUGUCCGAAUAUUACGUGGAGAAGAUCAGGGAGAUCCAACCCCAUGGCCCUUACCUACUCGCUGGGUGGUCUAUGGGCGGCAUGAUUGCAAUGGACAUGGCUCACCUUCUCCAAUCUCAAGGCGAGAAAAUCCUCAAGGUCAUCAUGAUCGACUCGGGCAACCCUGAAGCAUUCCCGUCCUUCCCCGACGAGGCCGAGAACGAGCUUUUUGCACGAAUCAUCUUCUCCCGCGCGCUCAACCCCGUCGCCGCCGCCAUCGACGCCGAUGCCGACGCCGAUGCCGACGACGCCCUUCCCGAAUGCAAAGACGACGAGUUCGAUCAGCCAGAUACGCUCAAGGAGGCCGAGGAGUGCCUGCUAGACGAGGAGGACGUCGACGACGACGACCGGCGGAGGAGCACAUGGGGCACGUUCUUCCCGCCCAUGCGGUCCAAUACCAGUUCCAUGAGCGACUUGGAGGAGUGCCCAUCUCCGUCCACUCCGGACCAGUCCUGGACACCUGGCUCCCCCGCCUCCCUGGAGUGCAGCAGCCGAGAAGAUUCCGACUGCGAGUCGGUUACCGACCCCUACGAGAGCGUGGACCCUUUUGCCCGCUUCCGGGAGGAUAACUUCAACGACCGGAUCUUCGUCAACUCGGCCGACGACGACGACGUCGUUGAGGUCCUCGAGGACGAACGCCGGGCUUCGUACGUCACGGUCAACCCCUUUGACAACAUCGACCCCUUCGCCCGUUUCCGCGACGAAGCUCUCGAGGAGGUUGUUGCGCCCCUCACGAAGGAAGAGGAGGAACGCCGCACCUCGUGCGUCACGCUCCAGCAGCUGGAGGAGAACGUCGGCCCCUUUACGACACAAAUCCCACAGCCACAGCCACAGCCACAGCUACAGCCACAGCAACGCCGCCAAAGCGUGAACCCGCGUAUUGUCGAGGCACACACUCGCCGGCAGUCUUUCCUGGCCGUCGACGCGGGUGCUGAGGCACGUCGACGUCGCCGCCAGUCCUGUUUCGCCCUCGGCACGGCGAACACGACGACACAGAACCGACGGGGGUCCUGUCUCCUCAGCCUGGCAGCAGAGAUGGCUGGUUGUGUGGAGCCAGGCCGGCGCGAUUCCCACGUCGACGUCUCCCCGCCUCCUGCCCCCCGCCAGCGCCCGCAAUCCUGCCUCUUCAACCUAACGGCCGGAGUGGCUGGCGGCGCGGCUCCUUCUCACCGCCGCGUUUCCUGCAUCGGCUUCCACCCUCCCCAAACCCAAAGCCAACCCCAACCCCAACCACAAACCCAAACCCAAACGCCUCGCCAGCGCCCGCGGUCCUGCCUGCUCAGCCUGGCGGCCGACAUGACCGGUGGGGUGGAGGCCAACAAUAGGCGGCAUUCCCGGCUCAGCUUCUGCGCUCCCCAACCCCCGUCUGUCCGACGGCCUUCCGGUCUCGUCAUCACGACGACCGGGCUGCCGCAACUUGCGGCCGAAGACGACGACGACGACGACGACGACGACAACAACAACAACUACAACAACAACAACAACAACAACAACAACAACAACAACAGGAACACAUGCCACUCGAGCUUGCUGUCACCCCUGACGGUCCCCGAAGACACGUGGGACUCUUCAGGCUUCCUGUCGCCCCUCCCGGGCCCAGCAGAGGACCGCUACCUGCGGCGGCAAUCCUGCAUCUCGGUCGCGAGCGCGACCAGCCACCACUCGUGCAUGACGAUGGCGGACCUCGAGGACGGGCUGGGCCCGUUCGCCAGCCUGUGCGGCGGGGAAGGGAUGGACGAGGAGGAGUUCCUGACCAACAUCAAGCAGCACGUGCAGAAAGGGCUGCGGCUCAUCUCGAACGUGGCGCCGGGCGAGCUGCUCCCCGUCGGGGUCAAGUCGGACUUCCCCGUGGUGCUGGUGAAGUGCCAGAAGGAGGGGGCGUGGACGCGGAGCCCCGAGAGGGACGAGCUCGACUCGGACAAGGCGCGGGCCAUCCGGGAGUUGAUGAAGGAGGACGCGAUGCGGUGGGACGCGGGCCGGUUCACCAGCUUUGAGACGGUGCCGUUCAGCGGAGAUCAUGAUACCGCUUUCGGGCCGGAGACGGUGGGCGAGCUGAGCGAGAUUUUGCGCCGGGCUUUGGAGGAUGUGGUGUAAUGGGAUGGGAGGAUUGGUUCUACACGCAUUUGAUACCCCGCGGCUUCCCCUAUUUCCCCUAUUUCCCCUGGUUCCCCAAUCUUCCCCCCUUUCUUCCUUGUCCAUCUGCAGCAUUUUUCUUUUUCAUUUGUCUUUUUUUGUCCCAUCUUCACACUUUCUCAUGUAGAUUUG
Molecule: messenger RNA, 2903 nt
Organism: Sodiomyces alkalinus F11
Lineage: Eukaryota; Fungi; Ascomycota; Sordariomycetes; Glomerellales; Plectosphaerellaceae
Exons: 1
Coding region: 396-2732 (778 amino acids)
Biological process (GO): biosynthetic process
Source: RefSeq, a predicted model, not a curated record